UCCCUGUUGAACGUCCCAGGAAUAGAACAUGUUGAAAGGGACACGCUCAAUGUAAAUAGUCCUUAUGAAACACUUUUCAUCACCUAGCUAUGUAAACAGUAAGAUAUAACUUUCUAGCUUGUGACACGGCUGUCAACCGGUGUGUUCCACCUUCGUUAAAGCACAGCGUUGCUGUUUGUGGAUAGUGAUACAAUUGUGCGCUGCUCUCUUGGGAUCCUAUCCGAAAACUUGAUUUCUCCCUGAGCGACGUGGCCAUGGCUUCCAACUGCACCACGCCCUCUACAGGAGAACUCAUUCUAAGGCGGCCAUUUAUCUACAUCGUUGCUGGCUGUGGCGGCGUGGUUGUGGUCGUCAUCCUCGUCUCCCUCAUAUGUUGUUGUGUCCUGUUAAGAAAGGGAAGACGUCGUGUUAAUGGUAACCAGAAUGAAGACGCGAUAAUGAAAGAUGAUGACGAAAAGGAAAACCCUAAAAGAGAAAGCGCUGUCAUGGUGGACAACGUACUGUAUGGAGGGUACGCUGACACUGGACAUGACGCAAGACCUGGCGACCAACCACCCAGGGGCGAGUCAGCGGGGAAGCGUCAGAUCACAGAUAUGUAUGCAAAGGUUAUUAAGGUGGCUCCCUUGAAUAGUGGAACUGAAGACAACGUCGCCUUCAGCAUUGAAGACAAGGACACACAUCCACCAGGGAAGCCGACAAAGGCUGAGCCUGUGCCCAUCUAGCAGAUGAUACUUCAAGCGGCCCCUGAAUCACGUCUUGAUCUGCCAUGCAGCAACAACGUCCCUGACCACUGAGUUUUCAGGAUGCCGCAAGUGUUGUCUUGGUUUCCUGGACGAGAGGCGGAUGGAGGGAAUGCUGUUUUUGACGACCAGGCCUCCUAGUUGCUAUUUACACAAAGGCUUCCACUUCAUCUGUUUUACACGAAUACUAUCUGAUGUCUUUAUUUGUCGUAUUUGUUUCUGAAUGAACGAUGUAUGGCUAUGAAGUAUCAAUAUUUGUCCCCGGUAUAUACGCCUCCGUCAGUAAUCAUACGCAUCACCGUAAAAUUGAUGCGACAACUUUGAGCGAGUAAGUGCGUCAGUUUGAUUUUAGGGGGCCUUUGCAAUACAAGAUUACAAUCUAUACUAGCGGAAAAAGUAACUACGCUUGAUGUAGAGUUCCAUAAAUCUAAAUUUAUUCUGAAAUUCAAUAAUGCAUCUUUCAAUGAGUAUUCCUAGAGACAUCUCGACUGUAAGUCGUGAUUCACAAUUUGCACGUGCACGUUAAUGCAUGAUGCACAAGUUUCACACAUGUGGUUUUUUAAUGUGAACCAGCGCACAAUGACUUUUAGCUACCAGGUGCUCAUAAAAACACUUUUGUUUAACCGUAAAUAACGCUUACGCAAAGCCACAGCUUGCAGAAAAAUGGUCUACGCGGCAUGGGUACGCUGCAAACAGGAAAGGGGCAAAACGAAGUUGCCAGAAAUUCUAAUGUUCGUCGAAACACAGUUUCAUCUCUUUGGAGACGUGAUCUACAAGAAACAACCGAUGAUGCCAGCUCCACAGCUAUAGCUGACACUUGGAACAAUUACCUUUGUUUCGCCAUUCCCGCUGCGUGCGUGCAUGUCGUAUAUGUCCAUACCUGUCGUUGAAUGAUGUUGCACACUUUUAGAGAUAAAAGCAGACGCACAAACGAGACUUCAUUAAAGCUUCAUUACAAAUC
This is a messenger RNA of Haliotis rufescens (red abalone), 1701 nucleotides long. RefSeq lists its product as uncharacterized. The coding region runs from base 255 to 722 and encodes 155 amino acids. Lineage: Eukaryota; Metazoa; Mollusca; Gastropoda; Lepetellida; Haliotidae. The transcript is spliced from 8 exons. The record is from RefSeq and is a predicted model, not a curated record.